AUGGUGGGAGCCAGCAAGAGAUACAGUUCUAUCCUCACUAGCAACAAGGUUGUUAAAAUAGGACUGAUCUUGGCAUUCAGGAGCAUUCUUUUAGUGCUCCCAUUCCCCUUCACCUUAAGGAGACUGAAAUACUGUCAGAAGAAUCUCCUUUCUCACUCAUAUUGUCUUCCUCAGGAUACCAUGAAGCUGGCCUGCUCUGACAACAAGAUCAAUGUCAUCUAUGGCUUCUUUGUUGCUCUCUGUAUUAUGCUGGACAUGGCAUUGAUUUUUCUGUCAUAUGUGCUGAUCAUGAGAGCUGUACUCAGCACUGAAUCUUUGGAAGAGAAGCUCAAAGCUCUCAACACCUGUGUUUCCCACAUCUGUGCUGUGCUCAUCUUCUAUGUGCCCAUCAUCACCCUGUCUGCCAUACAUCGCUUUGCCAAACACAAAAUUCCCCUUGUUAUGAUCCUUAUUGCAGAUGUGUUCUUGUUAGUGCCACCUCUGAUGAACCCCAUUGUGUACUGCGUAAAGACCCAGCAGAUCUGGGAGAAGGUCUUAAGGAAGUAUAACAUAUGUCGGAGAUAA
Trichechus manatus latirostris (Florida manatee) is the source of this 564-nucleotide messenger RNA. Its product is annotated as olfactory receptor 51A7-like. NCBI's taxonomy places the organism in Eukaryota, Metazoa, Chordata, Mammalia, Sirenia, Trichechidae. Gene Ontology annotation, cellular component: plasma membrane. Gene Ontology annotation, molecular function: olfactory receptor activity. The record is from RefSeq and is a predicted model, not a curated record. The transcript has 2 exons. The coding region runs from base 1 to 564 and encodes 187 amino acids. Gene Ontology annotation, biological process: G protein-coupled receptor signaling pathway.